Protomyces lactucae-debilis is the source of this 936-nucleotide messenger RNA. RefSeq lists its product as uncharacterized. The record is from RefSeq and is a predicted model, not a curated record. Lineage: Eukaryota; Fungi; Ascomycota; Taphrinomycetes; Taphrinales; Protomycetaceae. Bases 84 to 890 code for a protein of 268 amino acids. The transcript has a single exon.
AGCUCGCCUAUAAGAAGGGCCUGCUUCGCAUCCUUGUACCACAUCAAUCAACGGCUUCUUCUUCUUCAUCUUCAUUCUUCAACAUGCUCUUCAACGCCCUCAUUGCCUCUAGCAUCGUCGCUUUUGCUUCGGCAGCACCAGCUCCAGUUGACUACAAGACAGUCGACUACUCUGGUGUUGAUUGGAACACAGUCAAAUACGAUGUCGACUGGAAGACUGUUGACUACUCCGGUAUCGACUGGAACACAGUAAAGUACGACGUUGACUGGAAGACCGUCAACUACGGUGCUCCUACGCCAGCUGCUGCUGCCGCUGCUGGCCCUACCCCUGUUGGAUCUCCUACUGCUGCCUCAUCUGCUGCACCUGCGGCCACUUCUGCUCCAGCAGUCGCAAAUGCCUUCAACUUCAUCUCGACCCGCUCCGGCGACAUCAAUGUGCACUUGAUGCCAUUGUACGCCAAGGGCAACGCCAUUCGCAUUGGUGGCACAGCACCUACUUCGCAAACCCCCAAUGUCCCUCAGCUUGCUGGCUUUCCUACCACAAGCACGACUUCUUUCCUUAUUGCAAGCGGUCGCGCUGCUCUUGCAGUCUCCGUUCCUGGUGGCCAGCAGGUCUACGUCAACUCUGACGGCCGUCUCUCGUACACUGUUCCUCACUCUGGCAACACUGGCACUGGUUCUACAGUGACAGGCUUUUCUGUUGCUUCGUCUGGCAGCAGCAACGUCAACCUGAACUUCAACGGGAAGAACAGCUUCCUUGCUUGCCCAGUAUCUGGUUCAGCUGGCGAGUACGACAUCUACGCCGCUGAGAAGACGACCAGGACUGACUGCACUGGCAUCAGCAUCCUCGGUACCCCAAACGCCAACCCUCCUCAGGCAUGGCAGUGGUAGAUUUCCAUAAGAUACUAGUCCAUAAUGAUAAUGCUGAUGAUACCUA